AUGGAGAGAAAUGUAUCACGUAUCGGUACAAGAACUCGUCAUCUGAACUUUCUCAGUACGACGGUGCCUGGUCACAACAGCUAUUCCGUGCAUGUGGCGGACAAAAGCCCGAAUUUCGCAGUUUCACACACGUUUGUUGGCUUAGCCUUGCAGCGUUCGGCUAGGAAACGUCCUUGUUGGCGAUAUGGUACCAUGUGUAGCUACGGCCGUGGGUCAGAUGAAGUGACCUCGAGGAAUAUAUACCGAUCUGACCCAGAGGCCGAGUACAAUUUGCAGGCAACUCGCAAGAACAGAAUUCCUGUGUCGGCUUCGGCCUUACCAGAUCACUGGCCGGUCCUCACCCACAACGAGACCUCCUCCGCCGUGACCGAAAAGGCGUUGGGAGUCGCUCAGACUCUGGUCGACGACUGGAAACGCCAGGUUCAGCCUUUGGAAUUUGAGUCUAGUCAACCUGAUGGCUCUGCAGACGAACAGUUGUUCCCCCAAGACGAUGUAGGCCGGUAUCAGGUUUGCCAGACAUUCAAUGGCGACCCGUUUAGUCAAGUCUGUGCAGAACCAAAGCCAGCGAACGUGAGCUGA
Molecule: messenger RNA, 579 nt
Organism: Colletotrichum lupini
Lineage: Eukaryota; Fungi; Ascomycota; Sordariomycetes; Glomerellales; Glomerellaceae
Exons: 4
Coding region: 1-579 (192 amino acids)
Source: RefSeq, a predicted model, not a curated record